GAAAGCGAUCCUACUUUGGAGUGAUUCUCUAAUCCAUCGAAUAAUAUAAGAAAAGCUGCAAUUCGCCUCUUUAUUUAUUUUUCCGAAAUUCUCAACAUAUCUUCUUCAAAUGUAGCCGUUAUACCAGCCAUCAUAAUCAAACCCAAAUCCGCACUUUGCCAUUUUCUAUUUUUCUUCCUUCCUUGCUCACUUUGUCUUCCUCACUUUGAUGGUCGUAGUUUGGAUCAGGUCGGCGUGUUGCUGUUGCUGCGGCCCCUAAACUUUACUCAAGGAUCGAACAAGUUGGGAGAAUGGAGAGGGGUUGUUUGAUGAUGUUGGUUACAGCGGUUGUGGUGGUGGUGUUGGGUUGUUGGAGUGUUGAAGGGCUUGGUGUGAACUGGGGAACCAUGGCGACGCAUAAGUUGCCGCCGGAGAAAGUGGUGCAGAUGCUCAAAGACAAUGGCAUUCAGAAGGUCAAGCUCUUUGACGCCGAGCAGUCUACCAUGAGUGCUCUGGCUGGCACUUCCAUUGAGGUCAUGGUUGCCAUUCCUAAUGAUCAACUUCAGGCUAUGACUAACUAUCCGCGUGCCAAAGAAUGGGUCCGACGCAACGUUACUCGUUACAAUUUCAAUGGAGGAGUUAACAUCAAGUAUGUUGCUGUUGGGAAUGAGCCUUUCCUCACAUCGUACAAUGGUUCUUUCCUGAAUAUCACCUUCCCAGCUCUCCAGAACAUUCAAAACGCCCUUAAUGAAGCUGGGGUUGGAGAUACUAUAAAGGCUACUGUGCCCUUGAAUGCAGAUGUCUACAACUCACCAGAAGCCAAUCCUUACCCAUCUGCAGGAACGUUCCGGAGUGAUAUCAGUCAACUGAUGACGGCUAUUGUCCAGUUCCUUGAUAAAAAUAAGGCGCCAUUCACCAUAAAUAUUUACCCUUUCCUAAGUCUAUAUGGAAAUGAUGGCUUCCCUUUCAAUUUUGCCUUUUUUGAUGGGGAUGCAGCUCCUGUGGUUGACGCCACCACUGGGAUUCAAUACACCAAUGUUUUUGAUGCUAAUUUUGAUACCUUGGUUUCUUCAUUGAAAGCUGUUGGAUUUGGGGAUAUGCCUAUAGUAGUAGGGGAGGUGGGAUGGCCAACAGACGGGGACAAGAAUGCCAAUGUCGGUAAUGCUUACAGAUUUUAUAAUGGGCUUCUAGCAAGACUUGGAUCCAAUAAAGGCACCCCUCUGCGACCUGGAUAUAUAGAAGUCUACCUGUUUGGUCUCAUCGAUGAGGAUGCAAAGAGCAUUGCCCCUGGAAGCUUUGAGCGUCAUUGGGGAAUUUUCAGUUAUGAUGGACAACCAAAGUUUGCAGUUGAUGUUUCUGGUCAGGGUCAAAACAAGUUACUAAUGGGUGCAAAGAAUGUGCAGUAUCUUGAAAAGAAAUGGUGCAUGUUCAAUCCAAAUGCCAAAGAUCUGAGCAAGCUUGCAGACAACAUAAAUUACGCUUGCACUUUUGCAGAUUGCACUGCACUUGAAUACGGGUCUUCUUGCAACAUUUUGGAUGCUAAUGGGAAUGCUUCAUAUGCAUUUAAUAUGUACUAUCAGGUUCAGAAUCAGGAUGAUCUAUCCUGCAACUUUCAAGGUUUGGCGACGGUGACAACACAGAACAUCUCACAAGGGACUUGCAAUUUCAUUAUUCAGAUAGCUUCUUCAUCCACGUUUUCUUUAAGAUCCUCCCCGCUGUUAGGUUUAGUACUCAGUGUACUCUUCUCAAUACUGUUGCUAUAAAUUUCUGUUGCUAUAGUCCAAUUUUGUGUUAAAUGAUACAUUGAUAUUUAUUGCCUUUUGCAAGAAAUAAGCGGUUUUCUGACUUUGUAUGCUUAUUUCUUAGAAGUAUAUUUCGGGACUGAUGCAUA
This is a messenger RNA of Argentina anserina (silverweed cinquefoil), 1870 nucleotides long. Its product is annotated as glucan endo-1,3-beta-glucosidase 8-like. The record is from RefSeq and is a predicted model, not a curated record. Gene Ontology annotation, cellular component: plasma membrane. The coding region runs from base 291 to 1742 and encodes 483 amino acids. The transcript has 3 exons. Gene Ontology annotation, biological process: carbohydrate metabolic process. NCBI's taxonomy places the organism in Eukaryota, Viridiplantae, Streptophyta, Magnoliopsida, Rosales, Rosaceae. Gene Ontology annotation, molecular function: hydrolase activity, hydrolyzing O-glycosyl compounds.